Molecule: messenger RNA, 1182 nt
Organism: Ascoidea rubescens DSM 1968
Lineage: Eukaryota; Fungi; Ascomycota; Saccharomycetes; Ascoideales; Ascoideaceae
Gene: SPE1
Product: ornithine decarboxylase SPE1
Exons: 1
Cellular component (GO): cytoplasm
Molecular function (GO): ornithine decarboxylase activity
Source: RefSeq, a predicted model, not a curated record
AAUGACAAAAACAAUGAUUAUGAUUCUGAAUCUCCAUUUUUCGUUUGCGAUUUAGGUGAAAUUUAUCGUUUAUUUAUUAAUUGGAAAUUAAAACUACCAAGAAUCCAACCUCAUUAUGCUAUUAAAUGUAAUAAUGACUUGACCGUUAUAAAAUUCUUAUCCAUUUUGGGUGCUAAUUUUGAUUGCGCUUCGAAAAAUGAAAUCAAGAUUAUUUUAAAUAAUAAUAUUAAUCCCAAUAGAAUCAUUUAUGCUAAUACCAUUAAAAACAACUCUUUCAUUCAGUAUGCAAACAAUAACCAAGUUGACUUAAUGACCUUUGAUAACAUUGAUGAAUUGUACAAAAUCAAGAAAAAUCAUCGAAAUUCAAAAAUCUUAUUAAGAAUUAAAACUGACGAUGAGUUCGCUCAAUGCCGUUUAUCUUCAAAAUUCGGUUGUGAUUUGGACCUGAAAACCAUUAGCUCUUUGGUUCUUAAAUGCAAAGAAUUGAACUUAAACUUGGCUGGUUUAGCAUUUCAUAUUGGCUCUGGCACAAAUGACGUUAACUCCUUCUAUAAUUCAAUUAAAAAUUGUCGAGAAAUCUUUGAACUAGCUUGGGGUUAUGGCUUUUCUAAGCAUAAUAUGAACAUCUUGGACGUCGGAGGAGGUUUCUCAAAGGACACAUUUGACGAUUCUUGCGAACUAUUAAACUAUUCCUUAGAUAAAUAUUUUCCUGAUUCUCUAGGAGUUAAAUUUAUUGCUGAACCCGGAAGAUAUUUUGUCGCAACAGCUUUCACUUUGGUUGCAAAUGUUAUUGGCAAAAGAGGAAAUCACCAAAACUCCCACCAUGAGAAAACUAUGCUUUACAUUAACGAUGGUGUUUAUGGAAAUAUGAACUGCAUCUUAUACGAUCACCAGAACCCUUUUGCUAAGGUCGCAACAAACAAUGGCAACUUUGUUUAUUUUGAUGAAGAAAACCUUUCUGGCUCGCAGAAUAAUAACAAAUCCGCUGGAAAAUACAAUGUCUCUAUCUGGGGUCCCACAUGCGAUGGAUUGGACUGCAUCGAUAAAGAUGCCACAUUAAACUAUCCUGUUCAAGUUGAAGACUGGUUAUAUUUCAACGACCUUGGUGCUUACACUUUGUCUGCUACCACUGGUUUCAACGGCUUUGAAAGAAACACCAAAGUCAUAUAUGUCUGCUCUGAG